AUGAUUAACGAAUUGAUUGAUUUCUAUUACAAGAAAGAGCUGCAUGAAGAAGCUCUAGAAUUGUUGGUAAAGCUGUCCAAAGAUUCUAACCUUCCUGAUUUGGUGGUGAAAUACUUACAAAAGCUCAAGAAUGAUAACCUAGGCUUGGUGCUAAAGUAUGCUGAUUGGCCAAUUUCUAUAAUGGAGUCUUAUGGUAUUGAAAUUUUCCUCAACUCUCAAUAUGCAGAAUCAUUUAAUAGGAAGCAAGUGAUUGAUUACUUGGCCUCAAAAUCACAAAACCUUGAGCGAAUUUAUCUUGAAUAUAUCAUUGUCGAACUUGGAGAUGAAACAAGGGUUUUCAACACAAGAUUGGUUGAGAUAUACUAUGAGUGUUUGAAGCAUGAAGAUGAUAAGCAAGACUCAAUAUACUACAAGAAGCUCUACACUUUUCUACAGUCAGGGAAUUAUGACGCGUCUCAAGUUUUGAAAAUGGUACC
Molecule: messenger RNA, 476 nt
Organism: Hansenula anomala
Lineage: Eukaryota; Fungi; Ascomycota; Saccharomycetes; Phaffomycetales; Wickerhamomycetaceae
Gene: VAM6
Product: Vam6p
Exons: 1
Biological process (GO): endosomal vesicle fusion; autophagy; vesicle-mediated transport
Cellular component (GO): cytoplasm; fungal-type vacuole membrane
Source: RefSeq, a predicted model, not a curated record